CUUGGCUUUGAGCCAGAGCAGAACAAGUCGAGGAUGAGCCCUGGCCAAGGUCUGAAAGGGGAUCCUGAGCCCAGACUCUCGGUCUCUCCCACAGGCAGCAGCGGGGGUGAGUGGGACUUCAAAUGGGUUUCUCUUUCGCUUCCUGCUGCCUCGUGGUACUUCCUCCUUUGACGAACUCCUCCCAAUCUGAGCCCUUUCUGACAGCCAACCACCUGGGUCUCCUGGGGGAGGGGGACCUAGCUGGCCAAUCACCGGGCAAAGGGAACCCUUGCCAAUGACUUCCUUCUUCAGGCCCCGGGGUGCCCCGAACUGGAGGGGAGCUCGCUCUCCCUCUUCCAGCCAAUGUCUGUUCUCUGGCUUCAGAAGCCAUGAAGGAGCCGGACCCAGGAGCCCCUGGGCAGGAGGCAGCCCUGGAGCUCUUCCAAGACUACAUCACUUACUACCGAGCAGGAGGCCGGGAUGGGCGCCUGGGGGCCUGCAGGCUGCCAGCUGUAACCCAGAAGGCUAGGCAGCUCCUGGCCUCGGGGGUCAGGCAGCCCCGUGGACUUUGCUUGUAUAAGGAGAAGGCUGUCGCUGGGGGCUCCUCCUGGGGCCUUCUGGGCCAGGGAGAAGAUGUAUGUCCAAAGUUGGUGCCAGCAUUGGAAUUCCUGGAACUCAUAUGUGUCAACCUCUUUCUCCUUCCUUGGAGGAGAGAAAUAAAGUCAUUGAAGACAUUUACCGGUAAUUUUGUCUACUCAGUUCGGUCCGUGCUUCCAGAAAACACCGUGGAAAUGAUCCUGAAGAAAAUAGGUUAUGUUGCCAUAACAGCCACCGAAUUUUCACUUGUCAGAAAGAUAAAUGCGGGGGAAGCAAUGCAGACAGCAUUUGAAAUCUUCCUCACCAGAGUCGAAUGUGAAGCCAUCCUUGAGAUGUCUCCUGGGUCGGGUCUCAGGGAGGAGGUGGGCACCCUUCUACAGGGUACCUGGCCACCUAGGCCUCCAGAAUACCGGAAAGACACGGACACUCAUCCCAGCCAGGUGUCCAAGAGCCUGGACAAGGGGGACAUAGAAAAUGGACUUUCCAGCCUGAGAAAUGCACAGAACCAAGCAGGCAGGGGCCAGCUUGAAAGCCCGUGGAGUAGGAGAACAGAUGAUGGUCAUCAUUUGAAAUUAGACCUAAGUCUGCCCAGGGGAGCAUCUCCCACAGAGGUCCUGACCCGUGAGCAGGAAGUGGUCCAAGAUGUUAGCAAGUGUUCAGACAGUGAGGAGUUCCUGAACUGCUAUAGGGACAUCUUCAUUGGCCAGGUGCCCAUUUUCCCCAAGGACCUUCCUCCGAGCAGCCAGAGAAAGUCCCAGGCCCAAGGUGCUUGUGCUGCCCAAGGUGUCUUGGUCUCCAGCAAAGCUGUUGUGUCCCGAGUCGCCUCUGUUCCGCCCCCUCUGGCAUCUAGUGGCCCCCAGGCCCUAACAGUCUUUACAGAUCCAACAUCUGACCACAGUAAGGUCCCUGGCCCACAGGUAAAGCCAAGGCCAGAAGCAGUAGCUGAUGUAGGAGUCCUUGGCUGUCCUGCUAGCCCCAUCCAUCCAGACACAGCUCCAGAGUCCCAGCCUCCCAACAUGGCGCUCGCCCUCUGUGACAAUGCUCCAUGGGGAGACGACUGGUCCAGUGAGGAUGAGCUUGAUGACCUUUCGUCCUCCUUCAGCAGACUCCAGAUUAAAGCUCACAGUACCGAAAGCCUCGAAUAUCCCACUGAAGAGACCUUGAAGGUCAACAAUGGUCAGGAUGUUGGAAGCCCCAACCAUUCUCAGGGAGGAUGCCAGUGUCUUGAUGUAGCUAGUAAAACAGCUCCCAACCCCCAGCUGUCCUCAGAACUGGUGUGUGGACCCCCGGACAGCAGCUGUUGUGAAAGCAGGAGGCGGCAGCAGCAGCUUCCGGGGGCCAGUCCGUCCUUCCGGCAUGUCCGGGAGCCUCCAAAUGCUACCUACAUUCCUCCCUCAAGUCUGGAAGAACGACCUCCCAAUAUUACCAUCAGCACACACCAUCAGGUGGACUCCUGAUAGCUGGCUUGAACCCUCUGGGCAGCCAGGCUUUGCCUCUGUCAGGAAAGAGAACCAACGUUUCUGGAAAUACAGGUUAGGCAAGGUAUUUAUGCUCCCUGCUUGAUUUUCUGAAUGGGGCAGGUCCAAGGGCUCUAGACCGAGGAAGAGCGAAGUAAGGAGGAUAGACACAGCCUGUCCUUCCCAUUCUGUCACCCAGGCAUUCCAUCUUACUCCUGCAAGAGCCUGUGCUCCAUCAUCAGGCAAGAAGAUGGGAAAGCGGCGAUCUGGAAGAGUACAAAGAAUUCAAGAUCCAGAGUCAGAAGACCCGAGUUCAGAUCCCAACCCUACCAUUCACUGUGACCUGAGACAAAUCUCAGUCCAUCUCUGCACCUCAGUUUCCUCAGCUACAUGCAAAACUAGAACAGCAGACUGAGGCUCAUUUCAAUACUGACACUUUCUGUUUUUAACACUGGGAGGCAGUUGGGUGCCUCAGUGGGUAGAGACCCAGGCCUAGGGAUGGGAAAUCCUGAGUUUAAAUCUGAUAUCAAACCCUUCCUAGCUGUGUGACCCUGGGCAAGUCACUUAACACCCCAUUGCCUACCUCUUACAACUUUUCUGCCUUAAAACCAAUACACAGAGGGCAGCUGGGUGGCUCAGUGGAUUGAGAGCCAGGCAUAGAGAUGGAAGGUCGUAGUUUCAAACCUGGCCUCUGACACUUCCUAGCUAUGUGACCCUGGGUAAGUCACUUAACCCCCAUUGCCUAGCCCUUACCACCCUUCUGCCUUAGAACCAUUACAUGAUAUUAAUUCUAAGACAGAAGGUAAGGGUUUAAAAAAUAAAACCCAAUAAACAGUAUUGAUUCUUAGAUGGAAGGUCAGGGUUUUUAAAAAAAGAAUUCAGUGUUCUAAGAUCUCUUCCAAGCGAUGUUCUGUGUUGUCAUUCUAUGUUCUGAGAUCUCUUCCAGGUCUGAUGUUCUAUGUUUUAUCAUUCUACGUCCUCAGACUCCUUCAAGUUCUGACAUUCAAACUUCUAAAGUAUCUUUCUGUUAAGAUAAGAAGGAGAGUGACAGAAGUGAGAGAGUCCAGAUUUCUCAGAUACUCCAGAGAUAUUUCACCACCGUAAUGGGACAGUGGGAGUGGGUUACCCCAGAAAGGCCUGGGAAUGGAACACUCUGGAACACUUGGCUGUCAUGGACCAGCCAUGUAGCUGUAGGAAGAUCAUCCUAUUUCCCUAAGUGCUGCUCCUCUUCCCUCCCAGAAGAGCUGUGAAGCUAUGAUAAACAUCAGGGAGCUGCGCAUUAUUGUAGAGCCUUCAUGACCCUGGCUCACUUGCUGCCCCUGCCUUCCCCUAGCCUGUUGUUCAGUCGUCUUAGUUGUGUCUGACUCUUCAUGACCUCAUUUGGGGGUCUUCUUAGCAAAGACCGUGGAGUGCUUUGCCAUUUCCUUCUCCAGAUCAUUUUACAGAGAAGGAAACUGAGGUAAAAAGGGUAAAGUGACUUCUUCAAGGUCACACAGCUAAUAAAUCUCUUAAGACUGGAUUUGAACUCAAGAAAAUGAGUCUUCCUGAUUCCAACCAAGCCCAGUGCCUUAUCCUCUACACCAAUUGAUUAUCCCAAUAUAUGAAUAGGAUUAGAUAAACAUUAGGAAGCUGGCAUUAUUGUGGCCCUCCAUGACUCUUGCUUAAUUUCUGCUCCUCUAUUCCCCCACCUGGGGAAGGGGUGAUUCCUCUGCCAUCUCUAAGCAACAAGAAACCCUGACUUCAGAGUCAAACAACUAGGUUUGGAGCCUGGCUUCCUAACCAGCAACAACUAUGGACAUCACUUUCCUUCCCGUGCCUCAGUUUCCUCAAAUAUAAAAUCAGGGAGUUGUAAAUGGCAACUAACAUCCCUUCCAGUUCUAAGUUUUUGGUCCUAUGAAUUCUGUUGCAUAGUCUGAGGUUAGUCUUGGUAUUAGUUAGCACAAGAGUCCCAAGAUUAGUGGGAUUUUAAUGUGGCAUCAUCACUAUUUUUUUUAAACCCUUCCCUUCCACCUUAGAAUCAAUACUAUGUCUUGGUUCUAAGGCAGAAGAGCUGUAAGGGCUAGGCAAUGGGGGUUAAGUGACUUGCCCAGGGUCACACAGCUACGAAGUAUCUGAGGCCAGACCUGACUCUCAAUCCACUGAGCUACCCAGCUUCCCCCCUCCCACCCCAUCAUCACUCUUAAGACUGGUUCUCCUGGGAUCCAGACUCCCAGUAGCUGGAAUUUUGUCUUUAAGUUCUUAUCUCCUGGUGUCUGAAUCCUGAACCUUCACACUGCAGGUCUAGACCUCAUGACAUCUUCUGUGUAACCACAAUAUCAGUGGUCUGUCACUUAGCUUUUGUUGUUGUUCAGUCAUCUUCAGUUGUAUCUGAGUCUUUGUGACUGUUUGGAGUUUUCUUGGCAAAGAUACUGGAGUGGUUUGCCAUUUCCUUCUCCAGCUCAUUUUACAGAUGAGUAAACUGAGGCAAAAGAGGUGAAGUGACUUGUCUAGGGUCACACAGCUGAGAUCCUGGAGUGAUUUGCCAUUUCUUUCUCCAACUCAUUUUACAGAUGAGUAAACUGAGACAAACAAGGUGAAAUGACUUGUCCAGGGUUACACAGCUAGUAAAUAUCAGAAGUCGUAUUUGAACUCAUGAAGAUGAGUCUUCCUGAUUCCAGUGCUCUAUCCAUUGCACAACCUAGCUGCCCUGAACUGUUAUCCUAACCUCCAAAUUGUUCUUGCUUCCCAUCCCUCCCCAAUCCAACCUCCACACAAUGUAUCCAAGUAUCUUCCUAAAGCACAGAGUCAUUCUCCAGCUAAAAAGUUUCCAGUGGAACCUCUUGCCUCAGUAUCUCCACAUUCUGGCUCCUGCCUAGCUGAUGCAGCAAGGGACCACUAAAGGGAGAUAAGAGGUGGCAACUGCCAGACAAGCCAAACCACCAUGGCCAACGCCACGUCCUUUCGGAUCUCAGCGGGGUCAGUCCAGGUCCCUGAACCCAAGAGCUCCAGAACUAGUAAUGAAUCCAUCACCACCUCAAGAUCACCAGUCCCAACUCCAACCCCAUCCCUGAAGCUGCCAUGCACCCUUAUGGAGAAAUGCUCUAGCUACUGAUCUGGAAAGGAAAAUUCAGACCACCAAAGUCCUUGGCACAGUCAAAUGAUUCAACAUGCUACAGUGGAUAGAGAACCAAGCCCAGAGAUAGAUGGUAGGUCCCGAGUUCAAAUCUGCCCUCAGAUGCUUCCUCACUGUGUGACUCUGGGCAAGUCAUUUGGCCCCAGUUGCCUCACCCAUACUAAUAUUUAGUAUUGAUUCUAAAACAGAAGAUAAGGAUUUAAGAGGGGAAAAGUGAAUCUGGUUUAUCAGUGGAAAAACACCAUCAAUGUAUCACUAUUAUCUCCUUUGUGUCUGUGGCCACAUGGUCUUUCCACCUGAUUGGCAGCUGCAAUGUUCCCUGCGUGUUAUAUCCCCAUUAGAAUGUAAGUGCUCGAGGGCAGGCAGGGACUGGUUUGCUUUUUUCCUCUUUGCAUUCCCAGCAUUUGGUCCAAUGCUUGGUCACACAGUAAGCACCAGAAAUGCUUUUGCAUCCAUUCAUUCACAAACCCACUGUGUGGCCGUAGACAAGUCACAUCUCCCCUUUGGGGGCUGCAGUUUCCUCUUGUAAAAUGAGGCAGUUAGGGGGCAGCUGGGUAGUUCAGUGGAUUGAGAGCCAGGCCUAGAGACGGGAGGUCCUAGGUUCAAAUCUGGCCUCAGACACUUCCUAGCUGUGUGACCCUGGGCAAGUCACUUGACCCCCAUUGCCUAGCCCUUACCACUCUUCUGCCUUGGAGCCAAUACACAGUAUUGACUCCAAGACGGAAGGUGAGGGUUUAAAAAAAAUGAGACAGUUAAAUCAGAAUCUAGCUCUGUUACUGAUCCUAAGCAGCUCUGAAUUCAGAAAUGUCCCAAAAUAUGUUGGUCAAUUGGCCUCAUCCAGUUAAACCAAUGAAUUUGUAUUCAUGAAGGGUCUACUUGUCUUUUAAAAGGGGGAUGGGGAGGAGAGAGCUGCUGGGGCACAGUGCUAAGCACCUUUCAAUUAUUUUCUUAUUUGAUCCUCAUAACCAUCGUGGGAGGUAAGGGGUCAUUUUUCAGAUGAGGGAAACUGAGGCAGAGGUCAAGUGAUUUGCCCAGGGUCACACAGACUAAGAUCUGCGAUGGGAUUUUAACUCAGGCCUUUCUGACUAGGUCCAGCUCUAAAAUCAAGUGUGAUACCUAGUUCCUUGUCCUUUGUAAGCUUCUCUGCAGAACAGGAAAUCAAGAACAACUGUAAUAGCAAUAAUAAUAGCAUUUAUAUAGCACUUCAAGGUUUGCAGAGAACUUUAUGAAUAUGAUCUCAUUUGGUCUUCACAACAAUUUUGAUUGGGGGAAAGAGUAGGUGCUGUUAUUCCCAUUUUACAGAUAGGGAAACUGGGACAGAAGUUAAGUGAUCUGUCCAGUUACACAGCUAGUGAGUAUCUAAGACAGGAUUUGAAUUCAGGUUUUCCUGACUUUAUGUCUACUGUUAUAGUCAAUAAGAAGUCUUGGGUCCAGGGUUCUAGGGAAGUUUUCUAAUCAUUUUUUAAAACCCUUACCUUCUAUUCUAGUCAAUUCUAAGUUCCAAGGCAGAAGAGCAGUAAGGGCUAGGCACUGGGGGUUAAGUGACUUGCCCAGGGUCACCCAGCUAGGAAGUAUCAGAAACCACAUUUGAACCCAGGUCCUCGUGACUACACACAUGGCGUUCUAUCCACUGAGCCCCCUAGCUGCUACUACUAACAACUUUUUAGGGGAGUCUAGUCCUAUGAUUUCACUGGUAUAGGUGCUUUGCUCUGCCUCUAUGUGGAAUCCAGGGUCUCCCAGUCAGUAUGGACCAGAGGCAACAUAGAUGUGUUCGAGGAGGUUCUCUCUCCAUGCUGCCACUCAUCCUAAUGGCUGACAUUUUACUGGUGCUUUCUGGGCUACAUACCGACAUCAUCUUACUGAAUCCUCAUCCGGGUGCCAGGAUCCAAUUACCAGAAUAAAAAAUGCUACAAUGGACUGUCUGUAAAGCUCCACCUGCUCAUCCUGACUUUGUUUUCUUUUUUCUGCCGUUUCUUAAGCAAGUUAAAAUUUUUAAAAGGAUGUCCCUGAAGUAUGACAACAGUUUGGCCAAGAUAAAUUCUCAACUGCACUUCCAGUUCUAGAAGUUAGAAUCACAGAAAGGCAAGGGAAGCAGCUCCGUGAGUUGGGGAAAGCCUUGGAGUGGAGGCAGUUAAGUGGCACAGUGGAUAGAAAGCCAGGGGAGACCCAGGUUCAAAUCUGGCCUCAGAUACUUCCUAGCUGUGUGACCUUGGGCAAUUCACUUAACCUCAAUGGUCUAACCUUUGCUGUUCUUCUGUCUUUGAAAUGAUACCGAGACAGAAAGAAAGGGGUUAAGAAAAAGAAAAGGAAAAAAUAAGACCUGGUUUCAGGGAAGUCCUUAAGCCCCAAUAUCCCAGAUGCUUUAAGGUAACAAGUGUUCUCAUGGAAAAGUCACCAUUUCUUUGAGCUUUGUUUCUUCAUUUGUACAAAGGCAGCAGUGCUGUGAUACUUAUUUUAUUUUAUUAUGUCAUAUGUUUUAUAGGUCAAAUAAGAGCAUAUAUAAUGGGUUUCAAGAACCAUAUACUGCUAUAGCAAUGUCAGCUUCUAGAGGGUUCAUAGACUGAGAAGUUAUCAGUUCCAACUUCUUUAUUCUCCUGACAAGAAAAAUAAAAGCCCUAUGAGGCUAAGGUCCCACAGGUGUCCUUUGGCAAAGCCAAGAUUUGAACCUGGACCCCAUGACUUUAAAUCUAGCACUAUGCUAGCUGAAGGGGACUAAGCUUAGGAUAAAGGCUGUUACAUGUUCAAUUAAAAAAGAAAUAUGUUCUACUGGCCAACAGCAUUUUAACAUAUGGGUUCAUUCCCUUUUCCACAAUAGCUUCCUAUCUUCCCAUUACAUGGCGGGGGGGGGGGGGGGUGACAAUCGUAAUUUGCACUUGCACAGCUCCAUAUUCUUCAUUUCCAUCAGGUACAUAAUAGUACAAUUCUCACCUACUCUUUAAAGAUAAGGCUCUAUUACAGAAAAUGACUUUCCCAAGGUCUGACAACCGAGAGGUGGAAAAGCCAGACUAUGAUGGCAGGUAAAUGGUUUCUCCUCUGUAACCCCACUGCCUCUCACAUGGAGAUGAAACCUUAAGUGUUUUAUUGUGACUUGUUUCCUAUUCCCUUGACAGAAGAGUGCAGUGCAAUAUAAUCUGGAGAAGGGCAAACUCAAGAGGCAUGAGAAUUGCCUUCAAGUAUCUGAGAGCCUGUCAUGUGGAACAAGGAUUCAACUUACUCUACUUGGCCCCAGUGGCAGAUCUAGGAACAAGAAGUGGAUGUUUCAGAGAAGCGGAUUUAAGCUUGAGGUCAGAAGAAAGUUCCAAGCUGGCCAAAAGUGGAAUGGGCUACCUGGGAGGUAGCAGGUUCCCCCUUCUCUUGAGAUCAUCCGAGAGAAAAGGGAAUUUAUUUUUUCAGGCAUGCACUAAACUAGAUGGUUCUCCAAGAUCUCUUCCAAUUCUGAAGCUACAAUCCUCAAAAUUCGACCUUGAAAGGGUCAUGGCCCACACCCUUCAUUUUACAGGGGCCUAAAGAGACAAGGGAAGUAGCUUUCCUAAAGUUAGAAAGUGAGCUAGUGAUAGGGUCAAAGUGCCUGAUUUCUAUCCCAAUUCUCUUUCCAGAAUCAUCCCCUUAAUAUGGAAGAAAAAACCAAAACAUUUUAAUAAGCUUAAAAAUAACUUAAAAGUAGUGCAAUAGAGUAAGUGGAAUGCAAAUUGAAAGAACUAUGAGGUUUCACUUCACACCUUGCAAAAUGGCAAUGGUGACAGAAGGCAGGAAGAGAGGUACGCUAAUACAUUGUUGAUGGAGCUGUAAAUCAAUACAAUAAUUUCAGGAAACAAGUUUGGAAUUAUGCAAAUAGUGACUAAAAUAUCCAUACCCUUUGAUCCACAUUCCUUUGCUAGAUUUUUCUUCUAGUGAAGACAUCAAUCUAAGAAGAAAGUCCCUUUAAACACCAAAAUAUUUAUAGCAACACUUUUUAUAAGAAUUAAAAACAAUAUAUAUGCCCAUUGAUUGGAGAAUGACUAAACAAAUUGUGGCACAUGCAUGUUAUGGAAUAUGACUGCUAUGAGAAAUGAUGAAUGUGAUUACAAAGAAACAUGGAAAGACUUCAUGAACUAAUGCAGAAUGGAGUUAAGUAGAGACAAGAAAACAAUAUACAAAAUGAUUACAAUAAUAUAAUGAAUGUUGCAGAAUUACAAAGAAUAAGCAUAACUCAAAGAACAGAUAUGAAAAGAUGCUCCUGAUUAGCCCGCCUAUUUGCAAAUAGGGGAGGUCUACAUUGCACAUAUUUUCAGGGUUUUUUUUUCAUUGUAUUGAUUAAUUAUGCUGAACUUUUUUCCUCUUUUAUUUUCUUUUUAAAAUGCUAUUUGGGGGGGCAGUUAGAUGGCUCAGUGGAUUGAGGGCCAGGCCCAGAGAUGGGAGGUCUUGAGUUCAAAUCAGGCCUCAGAGAUUUCCUAGCAGUAAGGCCCUGGGCCUUACUUAACCCCCAUUACCGCUCUUCUGUCUUGGAACCAAUGCACAAGUUUUGAUUCUAAGACGGAAGGUACGUUUUGGGAGUUUUUUUUAAAUGCUAUUUGUUAUAUGGGAAAACUGUCUUUGUGAGUGGAUGGGGCUUCAGGGGGAGGUUUCUAGGAAUUAUAAUGAUGUAAAAAAGGUACUAAUAAAAACUUAUUUUUUAAAAAAUCAAAGCAAUGGAACUGGAUUUCCUUAGAGACCAUGGGACCUUCUGGCAUUUUCCUCAUGAUUAAGAUCCCAGUGGGUCCUCAAAGAGGACAAGGUAGUGCAAGAGAGUAGAAUGCACCUCUUGCUCUUAAACUACCCAAAUGCCCAGAGAAAUUUCCCACAAAAUGAAAAACACCACAUUUGAGUAUCAUAGAAAAGUUGCAAUGCCACCAUUGAUCCUUAGUAGCAGAAAGGUCCUUAAGUCAGUUGGUCUAAUCUCUUGUGUGCUGGAUGGAGACAGUGACCUCAGAUUGUGGCAGAGGCUGGCACUGGAGAAAAAGUGCCAGGCUGAAGAGUGUGUGAAAUUGAUCGCCUCGCAGGGGAGGGGCCCCAGGAGUGAAAUCCAAGGGAGGAGCAGCCUCUGGCGGAGAGAGCAGUGAGGCUCUCAGUCGGGAAAGGUGGAUAAAGACUUUCUCCUGAGAGUUAGCCACUUUUUCCUGCUGCUGACUGGAAAUCCUUCCCCCCAACACUUCCCAAUUGAAGGACUUUCUGAAGAGAAACCUGAGCAGACUUUACCUCAGCUCCUGUUGCCCAGGGGUGAGUCAACCUGACUUUCUCUUGGGGGGCUCAGGCUGCCAAGGCCCGAGUUCCCCCCAGACUCGAGGAGGGAGGAAAAGGUUUAGACAGAGACAGGGACCCCCUUUCCCCACUUUUCUUUUCCCAUUCUUCCCUGCCCAUUGUUCCUUUUGUAUUACUUGAUUGAGUUAACAUUAAAGUUAUCUGUUCCCCAAGCUGAGUGUGAGUGAACGGAUCAAGGGGAGACCCUUCGGUCUCGAGUCGUGGAGGGGGGACAAGAGCAAAUUGGGGAGAGCAGCUUUAGCUGAGGAGGGAAGGCAGAAGGGGGGAAAUCUUUAAACCCCCUCUCCUCUCUCUGAUCCAACCCAUUACAGCUACUGUCUCCCCUGAACCCCACUUUGAGAAGGGGGUUCUCUCUUUUCCCCUCUCCAUACCAAAAGUCCAAGCCUCCCUCGGGGUACAAAACUUCCCUCCCUUUUUAAAAAAAAUUUUUAAGACAAGACUCAAAUGGUAUGUCGACUUGAAGUAUGCAGCCAUUUCUAUUUGCCAUCAUGCUAAGUUUUUGUCUCUUCACUGAGGAUCCUCAAAUCAAUUCCAUAUUUCAUCUGAGCCAAGGACCAAAGGGCUUCGUGGAAUGCCUUCAAGCAUGAUGGGGUACAAGCAGCCCUAUGGAUUUAAGAUCCCUGCUUCAUGGUGUCCCAGAUGGUCAUCUCUUCUCUCCUUGCACACUACCAGUAAGAAAGGGUGCCACUUAGAAAAAUGAAGCCAUCAUGCUCAUAAAAGACACACGAUAUCACACCAAUGCAAGAAAGAUGCAUCUCAAACCAGUCUCAUGUUGCAGUUAAAACCAGCAAGUAAUAGCAUUAGUAUUUGAUGAGACCAAACAGCAACAUUAGCUUGUUUAGAAAAAAAAGAAAA
Messenger RNA from Monodelphis domestica (gray short-tailed opossum), 11277 nucleotides. RefSeq lists its product as uncharacterized. The record is from RefSeq and is a predicted model, not a curated record. NCBI's taxonomy places the organism in Eukaryota, Metazoa, Chordata, Mammalia, Didelphimorphia, Didelphidae. Gene Ontology annotation, cellular component: cytoplasm.